Messenger RNA from Brienomyrus brachyistius, 6528 nucleotides. Its product is annotated as mucin-2-like. The record is from RefSeq and is a predicted model, not a curated record. The transcript has 11 exons. Lineage: Eukaryota; Metazoa; Chordata; Actinopteri; Osteoglossiformes; Mormyridae. The coding region runs from base 109 to 6000 and encodes 1963 amino acids.
GUUUGCUUUAUGACACGCUACCCACAGGACUACACAUACACUUGUGAACAGGUGGACUAACAUACGCAUGUGACAGAAGAUUAAAGGUUAACUGAUACAUUAACAAGAAUGUUUUCCAGAAACAAAACUAACCAGCUAACCAGAAAAAUCGUCAUUUUAUUGUGCUUCUUGACUGCAUUGGCACCAACUGCUACCAGUGCCACUGUUACUUCAGACACAACAGAACCUGCCACAUUGGAUACUGAAGAGUUGACAACUACUGGGGAUACCUCUGUAUCAACUGGAACCAACAUUCCUGCAACAACUCCAACUGAAGACGAAAACACCAUGGAUAUAGUAACCACAGACAAUACAACACCACUGACUAAUGAUGCUAGUGUGUCAGAAUCCACAACAUCCUUUUCUACAGAUAUCUCCUCUACAACACGAAAUGAAGACACUACUACAACAGUAACUGAGAAGAACAGUACCACAGAAACUGAAGGUACUACUGCAAGUGUGUCUCAAACUUCAGUUCCAGACACCUCAACUUCAACAGAAGUAAAAGACUUUGAGAAACAUAUUACAUCAGUAACUAAAAUCAUAACUGGUGUAGCUGAAUCGCUAUCUUCACCCUUCACAAAUACUCCAACUUCAGCAGAAGCCAAACACUCAACAACACCAGUCACCGAUGACCAUCCUACAUCAGUAAUUGCAAUCACAACAACAGAUAUAUCUGAAUCUCCAACUUCAGCCUUCACAGAUACUCCAGAAACUGAAGGCUCAACAACAGCAGUCACUGAGGACCAAACUACAUCAGUAACUGAGAUCACAACAACAGGGGAAUUGGAAUCCCCAACUCCAGCCUUCACAGAUACCCCAACUUCAACAGAAGCUGAACACUCGACAACAGUAAGCACUGAGGACCAUUCUACAUCAGUAACUGACAUCAGAACAACACGGGAUUUGGAAUCCCCAACUUCAGCCUUCACAGAUACCAUAACUUUAACAGAAGCUGAAAGCUCCACAACACCAGUCAUCAAGGAUCAUUCUACACCAGUAAUUGACAUCACAACAACACGGGAAUUGGAAUCCCCAAAAUCAGCCUUCACAGUUAUCACAACUUCAACAGAAGCUGAAAGCUCCACAACACCAGUCAUCAAGGAUCAUUCUACAUCAGUAACUAAAAUCACAACAGCUGGUAUAUCAGAAUCACCAAAUUCAGCAUUCACAGAUGCUCCAACUUUACCAGAAAUUGAAGUUUCAACAACACCAGUCACUGAGGACCAUAAUACAUCAUUAACUGAAAUCAUAACAACUGGGGAAUCGGAAUCUACAACUUCGGCCUUCACAGAUACCCCAACUUCAUCAAAAACUGAACACUCAACAACAGCAAUUACUGAAGUACAAACUACAUCAGUAACUAAAAUCAGAACAACAGAUAUAGCAGAAUCUCCAGCUUCAACCUUCACAAAUACUCCAACUUCAGCAGAAGCCAAACACUCAACAACACCAGUCACUGAUGACCAUCCUACAUCAGUAUUUGAAAUCACAACAACAGAUAUAUCUGAAUCUCCAACUUCAGCCUUCACAGAUACUCCAGAAACUGAAGGCUCAACAACAGCAGUCACUGAGGACCAAACUACAUCAGUAACUGAGAUCACAACAACAGGGGAAUUGGAAUCCCCAACUCCAGCCUUCACAGAUACCCCAACUUCAACAGAAGCUGAACACUCAACAACACCAGUCAUCAAGGAUCAUUCUACAUCAGUAACUAAAAUCACAACAACUGGUAUAUCAGAAUCACCAAAUUCAGCAUUCACAGAUGCUCCAACUUUACCAGAAAUUGAAGUCUCAACAACACCAGUCACUGAGGACCAUAAUACAUCAGUAACUGAAAUCAUAACAACUGGGGAAUCGGAAUCUCCAACUUCGGCCUUCACAGAUACCCCAACUUCAACAGAAAUUGAAGUCUCAACAAUACCAGUCACUGAGGAACAUACUACAUCAGCAACUAAAAUCACAACAACAGGGGUAUCUGAAUCUCCAACUUCAACCUUCACAGAUACCCCAAAUUCAACCGAAGCUGAACACUCGACAAUAGCAUGCACUGAGGACCAUUCUACAUCAGUAAUUUACAACACAACAACAGAUAUAUUGGAAUCCUCAACUUCAGUCUUCACAAAUACUCGAACUUUACCAGAAAUUGAAGGUUCAACAACAGCAGUCACUGAAGGCCAAACAAUUUCAGUACCUGAAAUCACAACAACAGAAGUGUCUGAAUCUCCAACUUCAGCUUCCAAAGAUACUCCAACUUCAACAGAAGUUCAAAACUCAACAACACCAGUCAAAAAUACUUCAGUACCUGAAAUCACAACAACAGAGGGGCCAUUAACUUCAACCUUCACAGAUAGCACAAAUUCAACAGAAGCUGAACACUCAACAGCACCAGUCACAGAAAACCAUACUGCAUCAGUAACUGAAAUCCCAACAGCAGGAAUAUCCGAGUCCCCAACCAGGGAAUCAAAAUCCCCAACUUCAGCCUUUAAAGAUACUAAUACACAUUUUGCUAUCACUACUUCCCCCGCUGAAGGAGAAGGAACCUCUGCCACCACUACAGGCACCACUGCCUCUGAAACCACUACAGCCACCACUGCCUCUGAAACCACUACAGGCACCUCUGCCUCUGAAACCACUACAGGCACCACUGCCUUUGCCACCACUUCAGCCACAACUGGCUCUGACUCCACUACAGCCACCACUGGCUCUGCCACCAAUACAGCCACCACUGCCUCUGAAACCACUACAGUCACCACUGCCUCUGAAACCACUACAGCCACCACUGACUCUGAAACCACUACAGGCACCUCUGCCUCUGAAACCACUACAGGCACCACUGCCUUUGCCACCACUUCAGCCACAACUGGCUCUGUCUCCACUACAGCCACCACUGCCUCUGAAACCACUACAGCCACCACUGCCACUGAAACCACCACAGGCACCUCUGCCUCUGAAACCACUACAGCCACCACUGCCUCUGAAACCACUUCAGCCACAACUGGCUCUGACUCCACUACAGCCACCACUAUCUCUGCCACCAUUAGAACCACCACUCCCACUGAAACCACUACAGGCACCUCUGCCUCUGAAACCACUACAGGCACCACUGCCUUUGCCACCACUUCAGCCACAACUGGCUCUGUCUCCACUACAGCCACCACUGUCUCUGCCACCACUACAGCCACCACUGCCUCUGCCACCAUUAGAACCACCACUGCCUCUGAAACCACUACAGGCACCACUGCCUUUGCCACCACUUCAGCCACAACUGGCUCUGUCUCCACUACAGCCACCACUGCCUCUGAAACCACUACAGGCACCUCUGCCUCUGAAACCACUACAGGCACCACUGCCUUUGCCACCACUUCAGCCACAACUGGCUCUGUCUCCACUACAGCCACCACUGUCUCUGCCACCAUUAGAGCCACCACUGUCUCUGCCACCACUACAGCCACCACUGCCUCUGCCACCACUACAGCCACCAGCAGACAUAAUUCUGUUACCUUUGCUACCACAGCCAACAGUACCCAUUUUGCUGUCCCCACUGCCACAAUUGCAGUUAUCACUUCAUCAGUUUCUGUCACCAAUUCUACCACAAAAGUGAGCAAUACAUCUGCUGCUGUCACCACUGCCACCCCUCCAAGUACAACCGCUCCAACAACAACCAGCACAACUUCCACAACCACUCGAAGAAUAACAACCACUCCAAUUGCAACAACCACUUCAACAAAAACCAUCCCGACUACAACAAUGAAAACUACUCCAACAAGAACCACAACUCCAACAGCAACCAGUACAACCUCCACAACCACUCAAAGAACAGCAACCAAUACAACUUCCACAACCACUCGAAGAACAACCACUCCAAUUCCAAUAAUAACAAAAUCCACUACAACAAUCAAAACAUCUCCAACAACCAAUACAACCUCCACAACCACUCAAACAGCAGCCAAUACAACCUCCACAACCACUCGAAGAACAACGACUCCAAUUCCAAUAACAACAAAAUCCACUACAACAAUCAGAACAUAUCCAACAACCAGUACAACCUCCACAACCACUCAAAGAACAGCAACUAAUACAACCUCCACAACCACUCAAAGAACAACAACCACUCCAAUUCCAACAACAAAAUCCAUUACAACAAUCAGAACAUCUCCAACAACCAGUACAACCUCCACAACCACUCAAAGAACAGCAACCAAUACAACCUCCACAACCACUCAAAGAACAACAACCACUCCAAUUCCAACAACAAAAUCCACUACAACAAUCGGAACAUCUCCAACAACCAGUACAACCACUCAAAGAACAGCAACCAAUACAACAUCCACAACCACUCAAAGAACAACAACCACUCCAAUUCCAACAACAAAAUCCACUACAACAAUCAGAACUUCUCCAACAACCAGUACAACCUCUACAACCACUCAAAGAAUAGCAACCAAUACAACCUCCACAACCACUCGAAGAACAACCACUCCAAUAACAACAAAAUCCACAACAACAACAAAUACCACAACUCCAACAACAACCAGUACAACCUCCACAACCAUUCGAAGAACAACAAGUACAACAAUCUCUACCACCAGUAGCACCACAAAACUCUCUCCAAGCACAACUUCUGCUGCUGGCAUUGCCAUUGUGGAUAUGCAAUUUUCUUCCACUGACACAUUUGUCCCUGAACUUUUGGACCCCACUUCACAGACUUACGUCAAUAGAGUAAACCUGAUCAAGACACUGAUGGAGCCCAUUUUUAGGAAAGCUUUCAGGUCUUUCUUGAGGUUGAUCGUGUUAUAUUUCAGGGCUGGAUCAAUCGUAACCGGGAUGCAACUGGAAUUCAAUGCUACUAAUGCAACUGUACCCAGUGGUCAACAAGCAGGACAAGUAUUGAUAAAUGCAGUGUCAAGUUCACAACUACCUGGACUAAACAUUAACGUCAACAGCAUUAUAGUUAAUGGUACAGUUAUCUCUGCCACCACUACAGCCAGCAGUACACCUGUUUCUGGGACCUCUGCCACCACUACAGCCAGCAGUACACCUGUUUCUGUCACCUCUGCCACCACUAAAGCCAGCAGUACACCUGUUUCUGUCACCUCUGCCACCACUAAAGCCAGCAGUACACCUGUUUCUGUCACCUCUCCCACCACUAAAGCCAGCAGUACAUCUGUCUCUGGGACCUCUGCCACCACUAAAGCCAGCAGUACACCUGUUUCUGUCACCUCUGCCACCACUAAAGCCAGCAGUACACCUGUCUCUGGGACCUCUGCCACCACUAAAACCACCAACACACAAAAUUCUGUCAGCUCUGCCACCACUAAAGCCAGCAGCAAAUCUGCUGCUGUCACCUCAGUCACCAUUCGAACAACACCCACUUCGACUAUAUCAAGCACUCCAACCACAACAAACACAGUAACCACACCAACAUCAAAAACCACUCUGACUACAACAACCUCUACAACCACUUCAACAACAACCAGAAAAACCACUCUGAUUACAAAAACCUCCACAACCACAACAACUUCUGCUGCUGGCAUUGCCAUUGCGGAUAUGCAGUUUUCUUCCACUGACACAUUUGUCCCUGAACUUUCGGACCACACCUCACAGACUUACAUCAAUAGAGUAAACCUGAUCAAGACACUGAUGGAGCCCAUUUUUAGGAAAGUUUUCGGGUCUUUCUUGAGGUUGAUCGUGUUAUAUUUCAGGGCUGGAUCAAUCGUAACCGGGAUGCAACUGGAAUUCAAUGCUACUAAUGGAACUGUACCCAGCGGUCAAAAAAUAGGACAAGUAUUGAUAAAUGCAGUAUCAAAUUCACAACUACCUGGACUAAACAUUAACAUCAGCAGCAUUAUAGUUAAUGGUACAGCAAUUUCCAGCUCCAGCACCAUCAGCAAAGCCAGUGUCUUCACUGCUUCCUGUUUAGCAUCACUGUCACUACUGUUGCACAAGUUGCUGAACUGAAAUUCUAUUACAUUUGUGGAGAAGCGGGCAAGACGAUCAAAUGACUGUGCCAUGACAUUGAGCCAAAUAUAUAAUUUGCCUAGAAUGAUUGAAGAUGUAAAAAGUCAGAACAAUAGAGUUCUUAGUAACACUUUAUAUUAAAGUCUGCUCUUUAACAGUAAAUUAACUAUAAUUUAACACUUAAUAUGCUAGUAAAUGGUUACAUAUUGUUUAUGAGCACACUUGCAAAUAGUUUACAAAGGUUUGUGAAGCAUACAAAUGAAUUCUUAAUAGUAUACAUAUGAAUGUUUGCUUAAUGUUAAGCACACUUAGAAAAGGUUUACAAAUGUUUGUAAGGCAGGUUACUGUGUUCUUAAUAACAUGCUUAUGAAUGAUUAGUUACUGUUUAUACACACACUUGCAAAUGGUUUACAAAUGUUUAUAAGGCAGGGUGAUGGGUUCUUAAUAAUAUGCUUACGAAUGAAUGAACUGUUACUAAUCAGCUAAUACUGUGCUAGUUACUUGAAAAUAAAGCAAAAUCUCAGAAAA